AUGGGCGGUGCCGUCUUGAGAAGACCUCGUGGGAAUGACAACUCGUCUUCGACGGGAAAGAAGGUGGAAAAGGCGGCCGCGGCGUCGUUUCGCCUCCCUUCGCUCCGCCCACUUUCUGCUGCAGACUCCGCCCAUCGCCCGGAGGCUUGGCCGUUUGCCAAGCCAAGCCAGACUCUUCGGUACUUUAUCAGCGUUCUUUUUCAGAGCCGCGGCGCGUAUCGAUACGCGUUCCGAAGAGCACGUUUGCAAGCGUUCAAUUGUUUUCAGUCAUUUUUAAGCUUUUUUCAGAGAAAAUUCGGGAAAUGAUAGGAGUUUCAGGGUACAAAAAGUUACUGAGAGGGGAGGUUAGUAAAGUAUCAAGAUUUCUGAGCUUUUCUGCGUUUUUCGUUGUUUUUUAAAGAAAGUUCUCGAAAUGAUAACUUUGAUAAUUUUUCAAGGGCAAGAUUGUGAAAAAUCCUGUAUUCCAUGCUAGUAAAAAAUAGGAUUUGAAAUAAAUUUGCUAUUUUUUAGACCUCUUGUAGUACCAGAACAUCCUGGAAAAAAAUAAUUCUAGAGAAAAAAAGUUGGAAUUUCCGCUAAAAGCGCGUUUUGCAGUAAAGUUGCUCCAUUGAAAAACACGCCAUUUUUUUCUUUUUUUCGCUUUUUUUCUUUUUUUUUCCAGAUUUCUAUUUUUUUGUCGUUCAAUUAUUGUAGAGCUCGAAGGUUAGAAUAUAGUAAAAAAAUAAAUUCCCUGCUAUUAUUUUACUAUUCUCGAACUUUUCAGGUCCUAAAAAAAACUUCAUAAGCUAGAAGGAUCCUAACAGACUCGGAUAAGGAAAAAAGAGUGAUUUCUAAAACCCUCAAAGGUUGAUCUCUGAAAUAAACUUUUUCCCAACCAAUCUUGAUCAGGAUCACCCUAAUUUGAACGUAACACAGUGCCGGUCGGUGUCGUUUCAGCCAUUUUUUUUGCCGAUCAGAAAAAAAAGGAGUUUUCGAGGAGUUGCCGGCGACAAUCAGGCCUUCGGAUCGCUUGGACCGCGGCCAGCCGUGCCGAUUUCGAAGCAAAGGACAAGAACCUGUGGUUUCGACUCUUUUUUUUUCUCGAUGAUUAUCAUCAUUGUCUGCUAA
Molecule: messenger RNA, 1107 nt
Organism: Caenorhabditis auriculariae
Lineage: Eukaryota; Metazoa; Nematoda; Chromadorea; Rhabditida; Rhabditidae
Source: the annotation of a GenBank genome assembly